This is a messenger RNA of Aspergillus neoniger CBS 115656, 2204 nucleotides long. Its product is annotated as DNA-directed DNA polymerase eta. The transcript has a single exon. The coding region runs from base 113 to 2125 and encodes 670 amino acids. Lineage: Eukaryota; Fungi; Ascomycota; Eurotiomycetes; Eurotiales; Aspergillaceae. Gene Ontology annotation, cellular component: replication fork; nucleus; site of double-strand break. Gene Ontology annotation, biological process: response to radiation; error-prone translesion synthesis. Gene Ontology annotation, molecular function: damaged DNA binding; DNA-directed DNA polymerase activity. The record is from RefSeq and is a predicted model, not a curated record.
CGACUUCUUCACAGAAGGAGGUGUCACAUCCAAGAAUACAGCAAACUGAGCUCAUUUGACGUGAAGCCGCUACUCUACGUUCCGCAAUGACUAUAGCACUACCCUUUUCAAUAUGUCACGCUCUUCCCCGGAACCCGUCCCGUCGACUUUUACGUCCGCCGAUUCCUUGAAGACCGAAUCACGCUACACCUAUCGUCACCUACAGCUUCUCCGUCAAAGUUCAAUAGCAACACCUCUGCGAGUCAUUGCUCAUGUCGAUCUCGAUGCCUUCUACGCGCAAUGUGAAAUGGUGCGCCUUAGGACACCCCGCACGGUCCCCUUAGCUGUACGACAAUGGGAUUCGCUCAUUGCGAUAAAUUAUCCCGCCCGAUCCUUCGGUAUAACGAGGAUGAUAUCGGCAGCAGAGGCGAAGAAGCUAUGUCCGGAUAUUAUCCUACAACAUGUGGCCACGUUUCGGGAAGGAGAAGGUGGGAAAUGGGCAUACAGAAAUGAUGCGUUCAAGCGGAUGAACACCGAUAAGGUGUGUCUCGACCCAUACCGGGCGGAAUCGCGCAAAAUCUUGAAGGUGAUGAAGGAGGAACUGGCGAGAUGGCAUAGGGAGCUGGCUGGUGACGAACAGGAGGCUGGCACUCAGUCUACCGUACAGCACGCUGGUCUUGAAAAAGCUAGCGUUGAUGAAGUCUUCAUCGAUCUGUCACCUCUUGUGCACGGUGUCCUUUUUCAACGGUAUCCUGAACUGAGAGCUGGACCGCAAGGUGAUGACCGAGUCACUCCACUUCCUGUCCCACCUACGACUGCGCUUGAGUGGGACUUCGAGGAUUGUUUGAUCGAUCUGGACGAAAAUGAGACGGAAGUUGAUGAUCCCGACUGGGACGACAUUGCUAUGCUGAUAGGGUCUGAAAUUGUUCGGUCGGUCAGGGCAGCUGUUUGGGAUCAGCUCCAAUACACUUGCUCUGCGGGUGUGGCCAAGAACAAAAUGAUGGCAAAAUUAGGGAGCGCCUGCAACAAGCCGAAUAAGCAGACCAUUGUUCGGAACCGUGCUGUACAACGAUUUCUCAGUGGCUACAAAUUCACAAAGAUUAGGAUGCUUGGGGGUAAACUAGGUGACCAGGUUACCGCAAUGUUUGGAACAGAACAAGUGAGUGACCUUCUGAAGGUGUCUCUCGAGCAAUUUCGCGCCAAACUGGAUGACGAUACUGCUGCCUGGCUUUAUGGAAUCAUCCGGGGAGAAGACAAAAGUGAGGUCAAUUCGCGGACCCAAAUCAAAUCGAUGCUUUCAGCCAAGUCGUUCAGGCCGAGCAUAAAUUCGGUUGACCAGGCAGACAAAUGGCUUAGUAUUUUUGCGGCCGAUAUCUUUGGCCGCCUUGUUGAGGAUGGCGUUCUUGAGCACAAGCGCCGCCCCAAAACAGUUGCUUUGCAUCACCGUCAAGGAGCUCAGGUUCGCUCCCGUCAACUUCCCAUCCCCGGAUCAGUACCCAUUGAUGAAACAUUACUGUUUGAGCUUGGGAAAACACUCUUCCGACAGGUCAUAGCAGACGGACGUGCAUGGCCCUGCGCCAAUCUCUCCUUGAGCGUUGGUGGGUUCGAAGACGGCGUCUCGAAGAACCGGGCAAUAGACUCUUUCCUCCUUCGCGGUGAGCAGGCAAAAGCCUCACAACCGAAGAGGGAUCUGAUGGCUGAAGAGUCGUCGGAUGCUCAGCAGCCCGAUGAGAAACGCCAGAAGCUGGAAACCAAUGGCAUCAAGCGGUUUUUCCUCAAGCCGCCGGAGACUGACCUACACCCUGACCAGGAUGAUCCUGAAGCAGAAGAUAUAGGAACCGAGCUCAGCGAGCAUACAGAGUCAGCCCUUCAGGGCAGAGACCCCUCAUCUGAGCUAAUAGAAACGUUGCCAGAGGGUUAUACCUGCAGUCGCUGCGGAAGCGUACUACCAGAACACGAGAGGGGUGAACAUGAUGAUUGGCACUUUGCCAAAGACCUGGCAGAUGAAGAACGACAGGCAUCCAGCGUUCCUCAACACUCUCCAGUACCCACAAGCAAACCCGGGGCAUCUAAUGCUCGUAAUAAGGCUAAUCGUAGCAAUCGGGGUAAGCCAGAGAAGGGGCAGACUCGUCUAAAAUUCGGGUAAGGCUUAACCUUAUAUGUAGCGAGAUAUCAAUAUAUAGUAUACAAUCCAGGAUCAAGUACAGUCAGAUCCUUUGGGAAUC